Messenger RNA from Lottia gigantea (owl limpet), 1287 nucleotides. RefSeq lists its product as hypothetical. The record is from RefSeq and is a predicted model, not a curated record. The coding region runs from base 1 to 1287 and encodes 428 amino acids. The transcript has 8 exons. Gene Ontology annotation, molecular function: transcription coactivator activity; protein binding. Gene Ontology annotation, biological process: regulation of DNA-templated transcription; chromatin remodeling. Gene Ontology annotation, cellular component: histone methyltransferase complex. NCBI's taxonomy places the organism in Eukaryota, Metazoa, Mollusca, Gastropoda, Lottiidae.
AUGGCUGCUCCCAUACUGAAAUGGAAGCGGGUAACAAAUACAACAGGGCCAUGUCCAAGACCUCGUCAUGGCCAUCGUGCAGUUGCAAUCAAAGAUUUAAUGAUUGUAUUUGGUGGUGGAAAUGAAGGAAUUGUCGACGAACUCCAUGUUUACAAUACAACUACGAAUCAGUGGUUUGUGCCUGCUGUCAGAGGAGAUAUUCCACCAGGAUGUGCUGCUUAUGGCUUUGUUUGCGAUGGGACCAGAAUACUUGUAUUUGGUGGCAUGGUUGAAUAUGGAAAAUAUUCUAAUGAGUUAUAUGAAUUACAAGCCAGUAGAUGGGAAUGGAAACGUUUAAAACCAAGAGCACCAAAAAAUCAUACCAUUCCCUGUCCACGCUUAGGUCACAGUUUUUGUAUGUUAGGUAGUAAGGCCUAUCUGUUUGGUGGUUUAGCCAACGAUAGUGAAGAUCCAAAGAAUAAUAUACCCAGAUAUUUGAAUGAUCUGUACGGAUUAGAAAUGAAAUCCAGUUCCAGUUCAAUGAUGUGGGAAUAUCCAGUCACAAACGGUCAACCGCCUCCUCCUAGGGAAUCUCAUUCUUGUGUUGGAUAUGCUGAGAAGGAUGGCCGUCAUCCUAGACUAUUGAUAUAUGGUGGAAUGAGCGGAUGUCGCCUUGGUGAUUUAUGGCAAUGUGAAAUUGAUACAUACACAUGGACUAAACCUAUUGUACAAGGUAUACCUCCAUUACCAAGAUCCUUACACACUGCUACUGUUAUUGGUAAUCGAAUGUUUGUUUUUGGUGGGUGGGUGCCCUUGGUAAUGGAUGAUGUUAAAGUAGCAACUCAUGAAAAGGAAUGGAAAUGCACCAACACAUUGGCUUCUUUAAACUUAGAGAGUAAUUCAUGGGAACCAUUAGCUAUGGAAGUUUUUGAAGAUGCCCUUCCUAGAGCUAGAGCAGGGCAAUGUGCUGUAUCUAUUAACACAAGACUAUACAUAUGGAGUGGUAGAGAUGGAUAUAGAAAAGCCUGGAAUAACCAAGUUUGCUUCAAAGAUUUAUGGUUUUUAGAGACAGAAAAACCACCAGCUCCUUCGAAGGUCCAGUUAGUACGAGCCAGUACAAAUACAUUAGAAGUUUGCUGGGGGUCUGUCCCAACUGCAGAUGCUUACCUACUUCAGUUACAAAAAUAUGACUUGCCACCAUCACAAGCCAUGAGUCCGACUGCUGUACCAACUGGUACAAACCUUGCUAAGCCAUUAGUUCCUAACCAACCUCAGUUAGUUCGAUCACCCGGCACAGGUAAUAUCUGA